Molecule: messenger RNA, 849 nt
Organism: Prorocentrum cordatum
Lineage: Eukaryota; Dinophyceae; Prorocentrales; Prorocentraceae
Source: the annotation of a GenBank genome assembly
AUGAAGCACUGUAAAGAAUGGGCGGUCAAAAGCGACCCGGCAUCCGACAGCUUCCUGACAUUGUUCCUGGUAGUACUCACCUUGACUGCACUGACGCUCGCAGCGGCCAUCAAGGCCAUACGCACGAAUCAUCUGCACACCCUCCUCAAGAAUGCUGGGGUCGCGGGUCACAAGGUUGCGAAGACUGCGUGGGAGAUCGACAGGAAGCGGUUCAAGCUGACUGGAUUGGGGAUUCCGAUGGUCCACCAGACGUUGCGAUUCGCUGGCUUCUCAAAUAAUGUAUGUAUCGGCUUGUGCUGGGCGUUCGCGAUUUCGUGGACAUUAUGCGACCUCAUGCGCAUCCACGUGCCGCCUUUUCGACGAAUUCUAGACUGGGUCUUCAAGGAAAUCCUCCGGAAGGACGAGCAAUACCAGCUGUCGGGUGCGAGUUGGUUUUUAUUGGGUUGUGCACUGACUAUCCACCUAUUCAGCCCUGUCAUCGCGACUGCUUCCAUCGUUUUCCUCGUGAUGGGCGUUCUGUGUUCGGCCCUGAUCACGCGAUCAUUCGGAAACAGCUUAGUCACAGUGGGCGCAGGGGCGGAAGGCCACAAGUCGAUAGAGGGUUGUGCCACCAUGUUUGUCGUCUGCUUCCUGCUCGGGUGCGGCAUCUUCCACCAGUCCUACCUGCGCGAGUACCCCGUCUUCAUCGCCGCGCUUGUGGCCACCCUGGCCGAGUACUACGAGCCGCUGGGGAUCAGCUACAAUGUGAGCAUACCCGUGCUGACCGCCGUGGCCCUCACGCUGGGCUUCGAGCGCACGAUCUCCUGCGGCGCGGCCGUCGUGGUCGAGGGCGCGGCUCGGGCCGGGUGA